Messenger RNA from Cololabis saira (Pacific saury), 2349 nucleotides. Its product is annotated as prolyl endopeptidase-like. Gene Ontology annotation, biological process: proteolysis. NCBI's taxonomy places the organism in Eukaryota, Metazoa, Chordata, Actinopteri, Beloniformes, Belonidae. Gene Ontology annotation, molecular function: oligopeptidase activity; serine-type endopeptidase activity. Gene Ontology annotation, cellular component: cytosol. The coding region runs from base 107 to 2230 and encodes 707 amino acids. The transcript is spliced from 15 exons. The record is from RefSeq and is a predicted model, not a curated record.
CCGCCUCGUGUGACACGUUGCUUCCUGUUUGAGUAAAAGUAGUGGAAAACCUUUCACUUUCGUUUGUGUCCGCGGGGCUUGGUGCUACAGGGAGCAGAGGGUGGUCAUGUUCACGUAUCCCGCAGCCCGCAGAGGAGACCAGGUAGAUGACUACCAUGGAACUAAGACCAGUGACCCAUACGCCUGGCUGGAAGACCCGGACAGCCCCGAAACUCGGGCGUUUGUGGAGGAGCAGAACAAGCUGACGAUGCCGUACCUGGAAAAGUGUGCCGUCCGAGCUCAGUUCCAGCAGCGCCUCACCGAGCUCUACGACUACCCCAAGUACAGCUGCCCCUACAAGCGCGGUGCCAGGUAUUUCUACUUCCACAACAAAGGCCUCCAGAACCAGGAUGUGCUGUAUGUGCAGGAUCACCUGGACGCUCCGGCCACCGUCUUCUUUGAUCCAAAUAAGUUGUCUGAAGAUGGCACGGUGGCGCUGAAGAUGGGGCGUCUGUCUGAGCAGUGCGAGUACUUCGCCUACGGUCUGAGCAGCAGCGGUUCAGACUGGGUCACGGUCCGUUUCAUGAGGGCCGAUGACCUGACCGAGCUGCCAGAUGUUCUGGAGAGGGUUAAAUUCAGCUGCCUGGCCUGGACUCACGAUGCUAAAGGCGUCUUUUACAACUGCUACCCACCUCGGGAGGGAAAAGCCGAUGGCACCGAGACCACCAGCAACAUCAACCAGAAGCUCUACUACCACGCCAUUGGCACCAAACAGUGCGAGGACAUCCUGGUGGCCGAGUUCCCCGACCAUCCCAAAUGGAAAAGUUCAGUUACCGUGUCGGAUGACGGCAGGUACGCUGUCCUGUCCCUCACUGAGGGCUGCGAGCCCGUCAACCAGCUGUGGUACUGCGACCUGGAGCAGCUCCCUGACGGCAUCAAAGGCCUGCUGCCGUGGGUCAAACUUGUGGACAACUUUGAGGCUCAGUACUCUUAUGUGACCAACGAGGGGACUGUGUUCACGUUCCGCUCCAACCUAGACGCCCCUCGGUACACUCUGAUCAACAUCGACAUCCAGAAACCCGAGCGGCAGCACUGGACCACGCUGAUCCCGCAGCACGACAAGGACGUCCUGGGCUUCGUCUCCUGUGUCAACCAACGCCACCUGCUGGUCAACUACGUGCAUGACGUGAAGGACAUCCUGCAGCUGUACGAGCUGGAGAGCGGGCGGCUGGUCCGGGAUCUGCCGCUGGACGUGGGCACGGUGGCCGGACUGAGCUGCAAGAAGCAGCACUCUGAGUUCUUCUACAAGUUCACCUCCUUCACUACUCCUGGUAUCAUCUACCACUGUGACCUGAGCGAGCCGAAACCGGAGCCCCGAGUCUUCAGGCAGGUGGAGGUGAAGGGCGUCAACCAGGAGGAGUUCCAGACCAGCCAGGUCUUCUAUCCCAGCAAAGAUGGAACCAUGAUCCCCAUGUUCCUGGUCCACACUAAGGACCUGAAGAGAGACGGGACUAAUCCGGUCUUCCUGUACGGUUACGGCGGCUUCGAGGCUUCCAUACAGCCCUACUACAACGUGGCCUACCUGCUCUACGUGAGACACCUGGGCGGAGUCCUAGCGGUGGCCAACAUCAGAGGGGGCGGGGAGUACGGCCUCACCUGGCACAAAGCGGGAACACUGGCCAACAAGCAGAACUGCUUCGACGACUUCCAAAGCGCUGCGACGUUCCUGAUCCAGGAGGGCUUCACCAAGGCCAGCCGCAUCGCCAUAAACGGAGGCUCCAACGGAGGACUGCUCGUGGCCGCCUGCAUGAACCAGCGCCCAGACCUUUUCGGCUGCGUGGUCGCAGAGGUUGGGGUCAUGGACAUGCUCAAGUUCCACAAGUUCACCAUUGGCCACGCCUGGACCACCGACUAUGGCUGCUCCGACGACCCGGACCAGUUCCAGUGGCUCAUCAAGUAUUCUCCCCUCCACAACCUCCCCGAGCCUCCAUACUCCGGUCCACCUUACCCGGCCGUCCUGCUGCUGACGGCGGACCACGACGACCGCGUGGUGCCGCUACACACCCUGAAGUUCUGCGCCGCGCUGCAGCACGGCGUCGGCGGCAGCCCUCAGCAGCGGCAGCCCCUGAUGGUCCGGGUGGACACCCGCAGCGGGCACGGGGCGGGAAAACCCACCGCCAAGGCCAUCCUGGAGGACACCCACAUCUACUCCUUCAUCGCAGAGACCCUCGGCAUCAGCUGGAAGGACUGAGGAAACAGGAGGACAGGGACCUCCUGGUAGUCAGGAAAUGGUCCUCCAGCAGAACAAAUCCACAAAGAUAAUUCAAUUAAUUUUACUAAAAAAUAUCAAAUAAAGUCUCAGUCUUGGCA